Molecule: messenger RNA, 2073 nt
Organism: Thamnophis sirtalis
Lineage: Eukaryota; Metazoa; Chordata; Lepidosauria; Squamata; Natricidae
Source: RefSeq, a predicted model, not a curated record
CAGGCACGGCCGCUCACGGGUUGCCGGCUGCAGCCGAGCGGGCUCUUUGUCAGGGGAGCCUCCGAGCCCGGGGUGCGAGGCGCUGCUGCUGCUGCUGCUGCUGGCUGAUCCCGGCUCGCCCAGGCGCCGGCAGAGCGAGCGAGCGAGCGGAGGAGGAGGAGGCGGCGAGGGAGCCGGACAGCAGCUUCCCGAGGCUUCUGCGAGCCGACCAGCAAACUGGCUCAUCCGCUGGCAAGUCAGAGCAGCCCCCUGGCUCCGGGAGCGCACCCUUUCUGGAGGACGGGCGGCGGUGGCGGCGGCGGUGUUGGCGGCGGCGGUGGCAAAAGGAUGGCAUCGGACCUGGCCCUGCACAGCGCCGACCUGCCCACUAGUCCCUUGGCCAUGGAAUAUGUUAAUGACUUCGAUCUGAUGAAGUUUGAAGUGAAAAAGGAGCCGGUGGAGACGGACCGCAUCAUCAGCCAGUGCGGCCGCUUGAUCGCUGGGGGAUCGCUCUCGUCCACCCCGAUGAGCACGCCGUGCAGCUCGGUGCCUCCCUCGCCCAGCUUCUCGGCCCCCAGCCCGGGCUCCGGCGGCAGCGACCAAAAGACCCACUUGGAAGACUACUACUGGAUGACCGGCUACCCGCAGCAGCUCAACCCGGAGGCCCUGGGCUUCAGCCCGGAAGACGCCGUGGAAGCGCUGAUCAACAACAGCCACCACCAGCUCCAGAACGCGGCGGCCGCGGCCGGCUUCGAAGGCUAUGCCAGAGGGCAGCAGCUGUCCGUGGGCGGCGGCGGAGGAGGAGGCGGCGGAGGAGGCGGAGGAGGCGGCGGGUCGGGGGGAUCCAUGCCGCCGGACGAGAUCGGCUCGGCGGCCGCCGUGGUGUCGGCGGUGAUCGCGGCCGCCGCGGCGCAGCAGCAGCAGCAGCAGAACGGCGGCGCGCCCCAUUAUCACCACCACCAUCACCAUCACCCGCCCGGCCACCACCACCACCAUCAUCCGCAGCCGCAGCCGCCGGGCAGCGUGCCGUCUUCGGCCAGCAGCACUAGCAGCAGCAGCAGCAGCGGCGGCAGCGGGGGAGGCGGCGGGGGCCUCCACCACCAGCACCACGGUGGCAACGGCGGCGGCGGCGGCUUGCAUUUCGACGACCGCUUCUCGGACGAGCAGCUGGUGACCAUGUCGGUGCGAGAACUCAACCGGCAGCUGCGGGGCGUCAGCAAGGAAGAGGUGAUCCGGCUGAAACAGAAACGACGGACCCUGAAAAACCGGGGCUACGCGCAGUCCUGCCGCUUCAAGCGGGUCCAGCAACGGCACGUCUUGGAAUCGGAGAAGAACCAGUUGCUCCAACAAGUGGAACAUCUGAAGCAGGAAAUCUCCAGGCUGGUCCGGGAGAGGGACGCCUACAAGGAAAAAUACGAGAAAUUGGUCAGCAGCGGGUUCCGGGAAAACGGAUCCAGCAGCGACAAUCCCUCUUCUCCAGAAUUUUUCAUGUAUCCAAGAGAAUCGUCUACAACGGUGAUGUGAGAGUUUCCUGUUGCCUGGAGCCUGAUAAGGUACAAUUUUAUAUUUUUAUUACAAACCUCUGCUUAUUAGUAUUAUUUUUCUGGGGUAUUUUGGGUGGAGGGAAGCUAUUUACCAGUAUAUUUUUUCCCUGUACUUUAAUGUUAUCAAUUUGCUAGUUUCUCUUUAGCCAUUAGAGAUGCCCUUAAAAAAAGCAUUCCUGAUAUGUCUGCGAUCUUGUACAGAUGUUGCAUGUGAGACAGUCCCUAUAAAUAAAUAAAAAGUGAUGAGUGCCUACAUACGCACAUGUACUGACGCAUGCCUUUCAGAAUUAACCGUGACUCUGGGAAUCAUGUGGAUUUUUGUUUUAUUUAUGUAACGGAUUUUUGUCAACUCCCACAGUCCAUAUGAUGCUGUAAGCUGCAGCUGGGUGGCCUGCGGCAAACGGAAGUAGUGUACCAACUAAGAGCCAGAGCAGUAACAAAAUGCAGGAAUACUAACUACCGUGUUUUUGACACUCAGGACACACGCAUACGUUAACACUUUACUUUUAUUAUUAUUAAUAAUUUUAUCCUCUUUAUAUAUUAUUUAUUA